Molecule: messenger RNA, 1052 nt
Organism: Cyprinodon tularosa
Lineage: Eukaryota; Metazoa; Chordata; Actinopteri; Cyprinodontiformes; Cyprinodontidae
Gene: pop4
Product: POP4 homolog, ribonuclease P/MRP subunit
Exons: 7
Coding region: 124-798 (224 amino acids)
Biological process (GO): tRNA 5'-leader removal; rRNA processing
Cellular component (GO): ribonuclease MRP complex; ribonuclease P complex
Molecular function (GO): ribonuclease P RNA binding
Source: RefSeq, a predicted model, not a curated record
CUUCCGCUUCCGGUGGAACUAAGCGGAAACAGCUCGUGGAAGCCUGAGUGGUUCUGGAGGUCCGGUUCUGAUCCUGGAUCCAUCCAGAGGUCCAGUCGGUGCCGUCAGACCCUGAAAGAGGCGAUGGAAGGAGAAGCUCAGGUCUACUCGCCCCUCCCUCCUGGCCUGGAGGGUCGUCUUGGUGUGGAGGGUCAUGCUGUUUCCAGGGCGACCCGCUUUACUGAGGCCUACCUGAGGAACUGCGUUCAGAGGCAGACACGUCUGGACGUCCAGAAGGUUCUGACCCACAAGGCCCUGAUCCUGGACUACAGCCGUCCAAAGAAGGACAGAACCAGGCGGAGCAGCAAGAAGGCCAAAGGACUGAACGCCCGACAGAAGAGGAUGAUGAAGGUCUACCAGAUCAGACCUGAACACCAGAGGUACGAUCUCUUCCUGCCUUUGAACGCACUGUGGACCCAGUACAUCAGGGAGCUCUGUGGUGGACUCAGGCACAGCAGCAGUCCACAGUUUGUGCAGCAGAAGCUUGUGAAGGCGGACUUCCACGGCGCCAUCAUCUCAGUGGUGCGGUCCAAAUGUCCAGCCUACGUUGGAAUCACUGGGAUCCUGAUCCAGGAGUUCAAGCAGGUGUUUAAGAUCAUCACUAAGGAAGACAAAACCAAAGUGAUACCAAAGAGGAACAGUGUUUUUUCUGUGGAGAUCGACGGCUUUGUGUCGCACAUCUAUGGAAACAAGUUGGAGAUGCGGGCCAGCGAACGCUCUGCCAAGAAGUUCAAAGUAAAGGGAACCAUCGACCUGUAGGGACUGUCCUCUGACGGCCCCCUGCUGGACGAACAAAGAACUGCACAAAGCCUGCAGUCUGUGCAGAGCCAACACAAGUCCAGUUACUCAGAUCUGAGUGGGUUCUGCUGAGUUCAGACUGUGGCAGAACACACUUUUCUUUCAGUAGACCUCUGGGAGGUUCUUCUUCUCCUGCUCUGCCAGACGUCCCUUUUGAAAUAAAAGAUCCGUGAUGCAGAAAUGGGCAAUGUGGAGUCAACAAUUCAUCUCCAUGU